AGCAACACCCGGCUCGCUCAGACGUCAGGUCAUGCUACGUCAUUAAUAUUGUUAUGGCGGCCAACAAAGGAUCAGGACAACGCUGUGGUAAUCUGCGUGGAUUAAACUACAGGUCAUACGUGAAGGAAGCAUGUGAGCUGCUAAGGAAGCUCAGAGCUGAUGAGUGCUGUCUGGAUACCUUUGUGGAAGAUGCUUCAAAGGAUCUGCAGAAUAAAGAUGCUCCAGAGAGGAAAUUCAUCCUUGAUGUUGUUUCUGGGUGUGUUCAGAAUAAAAAGCUGCUGGAUGUAGUGGUCAAUAUGUUUUAUGGCCUGAAUAAGAAGUGGGUGUCUAAAGGUGAUCACAGCCAGUUUGUUGUCAUCUGCUACCUCACCAUGUUUGCUCUUGAUGAUCUUGGAGUUCAAAAUUUCAGCAACAUAAUUAAAUCUCUCGGCAUCAACAAGAUGCACUUUUUCAUGAAUUUUUUCUUCUCACACCUCACCCCAUGGAUACAAGAGGAGUGGAACGGCAUCUAUGAUGUUGAUUUUGUGGAAAAGGAAUGGAUCGUUCCUCUUCUCAGAUGGCGCCCUGAGAUCAGUUCCCUUAUGGAUCAGCUGUUUGAGGAAAGUCAGGUCCAAAAAGCUCAUGUUAAAACCACCCAGCCUCAGGAGUUCAACCUCACCAAUCCGAAAGCUGGACCCGUGCCAGAGAUGAUUCCUCAUGAAGAAAAACGCAAAGCAGUACCAAAAGGCUUUUACAGCGCUAACAAAGCUGAGGCUAAAAUCUCUUCUGUCAAGUUAAAUAAUGCAGCCAUUUUAAGACAGGAAGCGCUUUACCAUCGCCAGGUGGAAGAAGAGCAGCAGAGAAUAGAGCAGCUGGUGCAAGGAGCGCGAGACUCUUCCAGCUUCCUGCAGUGGCAGCAGGAGAUGCGUGAAAAGGACCUUCAGGAAAAGUUACCAAGGAUGAAACAAAAACAUCUGGAGACACGCAUCAGUGAAGAGAAUGUAGCUCUGGUUCGUAAGCAAGUGGCAGAAAACAACCAGAAGGCUGCACAGUUGAAGAAGGAGGAGACCUUUCAGCUGAUGCAGAAAUAUGCAGAGAAACGGAUGCAGGAGGAAAAAGAGCUGAGAGACUUGGUGCAGCAGGUUGCAAAGGGCCACAAGAAUCCAAAAGCAGCUAAAGAGAAAUUACAGAAAUUAAAGCAAAACAUAGUUAAAGAGGUGUCUGAGCACAAUCAAGAGCUCCUCCGACAAGCACUCGAAGAAGAACAGGUUCGGCUGUGUGAAAAUGUCAAAAAAAUCAGUGAGAUCCACGCUGUGGAAUCCCUGCAGCGCGAUAAAACCAGCCGCUUUGAUGACACAGAGACUGCAGGCCAUCAGAUGGGGGAGAUGUCGCUGGCUGAGCUGAAGCAGCGCCUGGCCUUUCUGAAGCAGUCCCAGCAACAGGAGCUGGAGGAGAGACACUCCCAAAUCCUGCAGGAGAACAAGAAAAAGAAGCAGGACAUGCAGGAAAAGUUAGAAACCAUCAGCCUCCACAACAGAACCCUGGCACAAGCAGCAGCCAACAGGAAAGAGGAGAAGAGGGCCAAGCAGGAAUUCCUAAAGCAGCUGGUGGAUCAGGAUGAAACCGUUUUAGCUCUGAAGAAGAAGCUGGAGGAGCAAAAGCAGCAGCGCAGACAGCUGAAGUUACUGGAGAAGUCCAAAACCAAACCCCAGACAGGGACUCCAGCAGCAGCACAAACAGAAACACACGGCCGGCAAACUUCAAACAGGAAGAACUGGGAGGAAAUUAACCAGCAAAUGUAGCUCUACCUUCAGGAAUUUUAGGAUUUCUAAAACCGAUCAGCUGAAAAGCAAACACUGCACUCACUGAUGACAUUUUGAAUAAUUUUCUUUUUAUUGUUCUUGAAGUGGACACGUUGGAUUGAGAAUGAGUCAAUCUAGUUUAUUCAAAGAAUAAACAAAUAUGAUUGUUAGUCCUGGUUUGAGGCUUUUGUUCUUUUCAUUUCCUCAAAAUAAAAGAAAAGGUGAAACAGGAA
This is a messenger RNA of Nothobranchius furzeri (turquoise killifish), 2014 nucleotides long. It is a transcript of the gene cfap99, whose product is annotated as cilia and flagella associated protein 99. The record is from RefSeq and is a predicted model, not a curated record. Lineage: Eukaryota; Metazoa; Chordata; Actinopteri; Cyprinodontiformes; Nothobranchiidae.